This is a messenger RNA of Talpa occidentalis (Iberian mole), 1617 nucleotides long. Its product is annotated as melanoma-associated antigen 8-like. The record is from RefSeq and is a predicted model, not a curated record. Gene Ontology annotation, cellular component: nucleus. Bases 155 to 1186 code for a protein of 343 amino acids. The transcript is spliced from 4 exons. NCBI's taxonomy places the organism in Eukaryota, Metazoa, Chordata, Mammalia, Eulipotyphla, Talpidae. Gene Ontology annotation, biological process: negative regulation of transcription by RNA polymerase II.
AGCGCGCACCGGAUGUGACGUCCACCGACUUCCGCUCGAGAUUGAGGUGAGGGCCUGGGCCUGAGGGGCGCGCACUCACGUCGGCGGAGGGACAGCUCGGGCGUGCCUGAGUGAGGGUUUUACCUCAGGCCCUCAGAGGAAUGGCAGAAGAAAGAUGAGGAUACUGAGCGAGCAUGAAGGAGACAUCUCACCAGGAGGAAGGAGAGCCCAUAGUUCUGGCACCACCCCAGAGUCAGCCCAGAACCUCAGGAUGUGGAACCUGUACCCUGAAGGGCAGUGUCACCUCCUUCAGGCUCCUGGGGAACAUUCCCAGAAGGACAGAACCUGUGUCAUCAUGUCUCUGUGCCAGAAGAGUGAGCUCUUGAAUCUCGAGGAAGAUAUUCAGGAACCAAGAGAGGAUGGUUCUUUCCUCCAGGUCAUGUCUGAGGAGGACGCCAGUGCUCCCAGUAUCCCUCCUGGUGCCAACUCCUCCCCCAGAGCCAUGGCUGCCUCACUGUGCAGCAGAUCCGAGGCGGGUAACACCAGCAACCGGGAAGCAGAGGGACCGGGCAGCUCCCGGGAGCCAGCGCAAGCCCAGGCCCCCCCCCCAGCAGCACUGCAGGGGAAGAUGGCUGCGUUGGUGGAGUUCCUGCUCCUCAAGUAUCGUGCCAAGGAGCCGACCAGCAAGGCCGAGAUGCUGAGGGAAGUCCUCGGUGAUAACCAGGAGCACUUCUCUGGCAUCUUCAGUGAAGCCUGCGAUUGCCUACAGCUGGUCUUCGGCAUCGAUGUGACCGAAGCAGAGCCCAAUGGCGACACCUAUGUCCUGGCCGCCACCCUGGGCCUCUCCUACGAUGGGCUGCUGAGCCCUGAGCAGCUCAUACCCAAGACGGGCCUGCUGGUUGUCGUCCUGGGCGUGAUCCUCUUGGAUGGCGACCGCGCCUCUGAGGAGCACAUGUGGGAAGCUCUGGGGGCGAUGGGAGUGCAUGCCGGGAUGGAGCACUUCAUCUUUGGGGAGCCCAGGGCGCUCCUCACGGAAGCAUGGGUGCAGGAGCAGUACCUGGAGUACUGUCAGGUGCCCGGCAGUGAUCCCGCCCGCUACGAGUUCCUGUGGGGCCCCAGGGCUCUUGCUGAGACCAGCAAGAUGGACGUCCUGGAUUUUAUACUCAAGGUCAAUAGGCGGCAACGCACUGGCUUCCUCGCUUUCUGAAGAGGUUGUGAGCAAGGAGGCCUGAGCCCGGGGGGCAGGGAGAGUUGGGGCACACGGUGCACAGAUCCUCGCGUUCCCCCCUCUGUGGUGACAGGAAAUGGAUGUCUGUUUUCUUUAGGAAUUUUUCAGCUGUUGUUCCUUGGAGGAAGGUUUAUUAGCUUCAGCGUCUCUGCUGUGAACGACCCUGAUCACACGAGCUUGUGCUCCCCCGGUCCGAGAGGACGCGCGUGACUGUUAGUUGGAUGAUGUUGUGGUGAUUUCACUGGAGCAGGGAGCCGUGGGAGUGGGGCGCGCCUUGGCGGUGAAAUGGUGGCAUCGGAAGUUAGACAAGGAGAAGACACUGAGCAUGUGGUUUGUACCCCUUCGCCGCUUACUCUGUAAAAUAAAAAGCAGAUGUGUCUGUGCUUUGCUCGGGUCAUUCAAGAGGGAGA